Molecule: messenger RNA, 4393 nt
Organism: Hemicordylus capensis (graceful crag lizard)
Lineage: Eukaryota; Metazoa; Chordata; Lepidosauria; Squamata; Cordylidae
Gene: PLCG2
Product: phospholipase C gamma 2
Exons: 34
Coding region: 209-4003 (1264 amino acids)
Biological process (GO): phospholipid catabolic process; phosphatidylinositol-mediated signaling; positive regulation of epithelial cell migration
Molecular function (GO): protein binding; phosphatidylinositol-4,5-bisphosphate phospholipase C activity
Source: RefSeq, a predicted model, not a curated record
GGCAGGCUGAGUGAGCCAGGAGGAGGGAGGAGGAGGAGGAGGGUCCGCGCGCGGGCGGACGCGAAGGGCCACCGCGUGGGGAGGCGACGAGCCCCGGCGGCCCCCCGGAGGAGGAGGAGGGAGCGCGCCCCGCCGCUCGCAGCCAGGUAGCAGCCGCCGCCGCCGCAGCAGCGCAGCCCGCCGAAGUCUUGCUGCCUUCACCCUAAAAAUGUCCAGGAAAAAUCUCGACUAUGGGGAGCUUCCGGAGUAUGAGAAGAGUCAGAUCAAAAGGACUCUGGAGCUGGGCACUGUCAUGACUGUGUACAGCCUCAAAAAGAGUAAUCCAGAGAGGAGGACGCUCCAAGUCAUCAUGGAAACCAGGCAGGUAGCGUGGAGUAAGACGGCUGACAAAAUAGAAGGAGUCUUGGAUUUGAUAGAAAUAAAAGAAAUCCGGCCUGGAAGGAAUUCAAAGGAUUUUGAGCGUGGGAAAGCAUCACGGCAAAAAGAUGAGCAUUGUUUUACUGUUUUCUAUGGUACUCAAUUUGUUCUCAACACCUUAAGUUUGGCAGCUGAUUCAAUGGAUGAUGCCGACAAGUGGCUGUGUGGCUUGAAUAUUUUGCAUCAGGAAGUUAUGAAUGCGUCUACACUCGCAGUUACAGAGAGCUGGCUGAGAAAGCAGAUCUACUCUGUGGAUCAAACCAGAAGGAACAGCAUCAGCCUCAGGGAACUGAAGACUGUGCUCCCAUCAGCAAACUUCAAAGUGAGCAGUAUGAAGUUCUUGAAGGAUAAAUUUGCAGAAAUAAAAGCUGUCAAGGAAGAACUUAACUUUGAGCAGUUUCAUCAGUUCUACAAGAGAAUUAUGUUUGAGCAACAAAAAUCGAUUCUUGAUGAAUUUAAGAAGGAUUCCACAAUGUUUUUUCUAGGAAACACAGAUCGCCCAGAGGCUUCUGCUGUGCUUUUGCAUGACUUCCAGAGAUUUUUGCUUCAUGAACAGCAGGAAGCUUGGGCUCAGGAUCUUAAUAAAGUAAGAGAGCGGAUGUCUAAAUUUGUAGAUGAUACUAUGAGGGAAACUAACGAACCGUUCCUCUUUGUUGAUGAGUUUCUUACUUACCUUUUCUCAAAAGAAAACAGUAUUUGGGAUGAUAAGUUUGACACAGUAGAUCCUCAGGACAUGAAUAAUCCUUUGUCUCACUAUUGGAUUUCUUCGUCACAUAAUACAUACCUCACAGGAGACCAGCUUCGUAGUGAAUCUUCUCCAGAAGCCUACAUCCGGUGCCUUCGGAUGGGAUGCCGAUGUAUUGAGUUGGAUUGCUGGGAUGGUCCUGAUGGGAAACCCAUAAUUUAUCAUGGAUGGACACGGACGACAAAAAUAAAAUUUGAUGAUGUUGUGCAGGCAAUCAAGGAACAUGCAUUUGUUACAUCUGAGUACCCCGUGAUUUUGUCCAUUGAGGAGCAUUGCACCGUGGAGCAGCAGCGUUACAUCGCCAAGGUCUUCCGGGAGGUGUUUGGGGAGCAGCUCCUGACCAAGCCCAUUGAAGCGAGUGCUGAUCAGCUGCCGUCGCCCACUCAGCUGAAGGAAAAGUUCAUAAUCAAGCAUAAAAAACUGGGGCCUAAGGGUGACAUAGAUGUAAACACAGAAGACAAGAAAGAAGAGAAAAAGCAGCAAGGAGAACUCUUCAUGUGGGACAUGAUAGACCAGAAAUGGAAUCGUCAUUAUUGUGCUGUGGCUGAUGAAAAGCUUUCAUUCAGUGAUAAUCUAGAACAGAACACUGAGGAAGAAUCAUCAAAGGAAGUGAAGUCUACUGAGCUGCAUUAUAGUGAGAAAUGGUUCCAUGGAAAAAUGAAAGAAGGUAGAACUACAGCGGAGAAGCUGCUUCAGGAGUAUUGUGCGGAAAUGGGUGGCAAAGACGGGACCUUCUUAGUGAGGGAGAGUGAAGCCUUCCCUAAUGACUACACACUGUCAUUCUGGAGAUCAGGUAGAGUUCAGCACUGCCGCAUCCGAUCCUCGACUGAUGGAGAGACCAUAAAAUAUUACCUGACUGACAAUCUCACCUUCGAUAGCAUCUGCGAUCUAGUUCAACAUUACAGAGGGGCGCACUUGCGGUGUGCCGAGUUUGAGCUGCGUCUGACUGAUGCUGUGCCUUACCCCAAGCCUCAUGAAUCGAAGGCUUGGUACUAUGAUAAUCUGAGCCGAGGGGAAGCAGAAGAUAUGCUGAUGCGAAUUCCUCGGGAUGGAGCUUUUCUGAUACGGAAGAGAGAUGCACCCAAUUCCUAUGCCAUGACUUUCAGAGCUGAAGGGAAAGUGAAACACUGCCGCAUCAAGCAAGAAGGCCGCCUUUUUGUCCUGGGAACAUCUGCUUACUUUGAGAGCUUAGUAGAACUGGUGAACUACUAUGAGAAGCAUCCAUUGUACCGGAAAAUGAAAUUGCGUUAUCCUGUGACGGAGGCGCUGCUUGAUCGCUAUAGCACGGAAAAAGAUCCUAACUCACUAUAUGAUGUGAAGAUGUAUGUGGAGCCCACUGAAAUAACACCUUCUGUGCCUCAAAGAACUGUGAAGGCCUUGUAUGAUUACCAAGCAAAAAGAGAUGAUGAGUUGACCUUUUGCAGAGGUGCCUUAAUUCAUAAUGUCUCGAAAGAAAGUGGAGGCUGGUGGAAAGGAGAUUAUGGAGACAAAGUUCAGUACUAUUUUCCAUCCAAUUAUGUUGAAGACAUGUCCACUGAUAACACAGAAGAACUUGAGAGCCAGAUCAUUGAAGAUAAUCCUUUAGGGCCUCUUUGCCGGGGUAUUUUGGACCUUAACAUGUAUAACGUCGCAAAACUGCCACAAGGAAAAAAUGGCAAGUUGUUCGUCUUUGUCCUGGAACCCAAGAAUGCUGAUGACCCUUCUGUUGAGUUUGCUACUGAGAAAGUGGAAGAGCUGUUUCAGUGGUAUCAGAGCAUCAGGGAAAUCACAUGGAAGACGAGAGAUCAGAACGAUAAGAAGCGAAUAUGGGAAAAGAACCAGUUAAUUGCUAUGGAAUUAUCUGACUUGGUAAUCUACUGCAAACCAACAAGCAAAACCAAGGACAACCUAGAACAUCCUGACUUCAAAGAAAUCCGUUCCUUUGUGGAGACCAAGGCAGAAGGCAUUGUCAAGCAAAAGCCUGUUGAUCUACUGAAAUACAAUCAGAAGGGGCUGACGCGGAUAUACCCAAAAGGGCAGAGGGUGGACUCCUCCAAUUAUGACCCAUUCCGCUUCUGGUUUUGUGGCUCACAGAUGGUGGCUCUUAAUUUUCAGACUCCAGAUAAAUACAUGCAGAUGAAUCAUGCGUUGUUUUCACUGAAUGGCCGAACUGGUUAUGUGCUCCAGCCAGAAAGUAUGAGGAGUGAGGCGUAUGACCCAGUGCCAAACGAAUCCAAGAAGAAACUACAGAUGAUUUUGACAGUGAGGGUCAUUGCUGCUCGCCAUCUCCCUAAGCCUGGAAGAAAUAUUGCCUGCCCAUUUAUAGAGGUGGAAAUUUGCGGGGUUGAAUACGACAACAAUAAGUUCAAGACAACGGUUGUCAAUGACAAUGGCCUUAACCCAGUCUGGGUGUCAUCUCAGGAGCAAGUGAAGUUUGAAAUCUAUGACCCCAGCCUAGCAUUUCUGCGCUUCGUUGUGUAUGAGGAGGAUAUAUUCAGUGACCCCAACUUCUUAGCACAUGGCACUUUCCCACUUAAAGGAAUCAAAUCAGGCUUUCGGUCAGUUCCUCUCAAAAAUGGGUAUAGCGAGGAUAUAGAGCUGGCUUCGCUCUUGGUCUACUGUGAGAUGCAGCAAGUUCCGGAAGGCGAAGAAGAGCUCUAUUCAUCCUUUCGGCAGCUACGGAGGCGCCAAGCAGAGCUGAACAAUCAGCUGUACGACACCCGCCGUAACUUGAGGAACCCCAGCCGAGACGCGUUACUGAGAGAGUUCAAUGUGAACGAGGGUCAGCUGCAAGUUUACCAAGAGACCUGCAACAGAAAACUGAGGGAGAAAAAAGUCAGCAACAGCAAAUUCUACUCCUAGAGAACCCAGUUCCUUUGGUGUAGUGCAUAUAAAGGCACAAGGUGGACCUGAACUACGCCUCCAACGGUUGUCAGGGAGCAGACACUGCAGCAAUUUCUCUCUGGAUAAAACGGUCUUUGAAAUUGCGUCCUGAGUGUUGUUAAAGCACCUGAUGUAUUAUGGACUUUGCAGGGCUAUUUCUGAAUAGCUUGAAUGUAGAAUUUUGAAGGAAGACGUUUUCUUGUCUGUUCUAGAAACUUAAGUUGCAAAAUCCUUGUUUGACGUACAGGGCUGAAAUAUUUAUUUUUAAGUGUGUGUAUGUGUCCGAAUGAGUGAAUGGAUGAAGGCUGACUGGCACUGGAUUUACACAGAUUUGUAUAAUUUUGAGACAGAUUAAAAAGUGCCUAAGAA